Closterium sp. Naga37s-1 is the source of this 17037-nucleotide messenger RNA. NCBI's taxonomy places the organism in Eukaryota, Viridiplantae, Streptophyta, Zygnematophyceae, Desmidiales, Closteriaceae. The record is from the annotation of a GenBank genome assembly.
AUGGGGGAUCCUCUUCGUGUGAUCGCCUGGGUUGCGGGAGCAGGAGUGUCGUCUGCUGCUUUCGGCAAGCCUUCCGGCUCGUUUGGAACACCUUAUCAGGCCGCCCCGGAUCAUUCUCAGGUGCUGCAGCAGUGGGUACAGCGAGCAGCCCACUUCCACAGCAGGCUGGGAUCUGACGUGGCUCCAGCUGACGUGGCACCAGCGUCAGCUGUAGCGGACUUUUGGCGGGGUGUCAGGGCAGCAGUGGAGGCGGCAGAGGAUGUGGCUAUAGCGGGGGGUGAGGAGCAGCAGACGGGCGUGACAGUGUCUGUAGGCGCGUGUGACUUAGCUGCAGUGCGACAGCUGCAGGGAAAUGCGAGGAAGCGAGUGGCAGCAACAGAAGCGAUGGCGCAGCAGGUGGGGGCGUUUGAAUCCACGUUGCUGCUGCUGCUUCCCUGCUGCUGCUUCCCUGCUGCUGCUUUUCCCCUCCCACUCCUUUCCCCCCUCCCAUUCCCUUGCCCCCUCCCAUUCCCUUUCCCCCUCCCACUCCCUUUCCCCCUCCCACUUCCUCCCCCCUCUCACUCCCGUUCCCCCUCCCAUUCCCUUUCCCCCUCCUACUUCCUUUCCGCCUCCCACUCCCUUUCCCCCCUCCCACUUCCUUUCCGCCCCCCACUCCCUUUUCCCCUCAAACUCCCUUUCCCGCUCCCACUCCCUUUCCCCCCUCUCACUCCCUUUUCCCCUCCCACUCCCUUUCCCACUCUCACUCACUUGCCCCCUCCCUCCUGCAGGGUCGUCGCCAAUCAAGGACUCACACUCCAUAGGCUUUCCGCUACAGCUGCUACAGCUGCUCCCGCUGCUACAGCCGCUACAGCCGCCUCAGUCGCUACAGCCGCUACAGGCGGGGAGGAGGAGCAAUGGGAAGAUCCCUUGGUGUUGGCCGUGGGAGGGGUGGUGGGAGCAGCGGCUGCGGCACUUAAGAGCUGGCUAAGUGUCGUUGUGGAGGGGAGGAAGGGGAGGAAGGGAGGAGUGGGAGGAGGUGGAGGUGCGGGGAAGGUGGCAACUGGUGCAGGUGCAUCUGGUGGGCAUGUACUGUUACAGCCGCCCAAGGCUGCUCUAGCUGAUUUAAGGGAGGCUCGUGAUGUGCUGGACGUGUGGCGGCAUGAGCUGGCACGGCUGCACUCGCGCCUAGUCAGCGUCGUCUGCCGCUCCCAGCUGACGUCAGCACACGGCCGCAUGACCUGGCAACCGGCAUCGCCAGCUCAGCUCCCAGGCCAGGACCACACGAUGGCCCCUGCUGACGUGGCAAUGGCGUCUGCUUGCGCUUUCCUGGACCAAGCGAUAGACAUUCGGCAGCAGCAUGAGGGGUGGGAGGAGGCGAUGACAGCAGCUGCGCUGGUGUGCGACCUGGAAGCUUCCUCAGGCAUCAGCAACACCGGUGGUGCUGACGUGGACAGAUGGAGGCGCUUCCUGGAGCCACUCACAGACAGCCACGUGGCAGACAUUCUCGAAGGCGACCUUGCCAGCUGGCGGGCGGCGCAGGGCAUCUACUGGGCGGCAGUGGCUUCCGAGGAGGAGGCACUGGCGGGGCUGCUGCAGGCGCGACUGGGGGAGGUGCCAUCCGCCAUGGGGCGGCUGCAGCUGCUGGCGCAGUGCUCGUCCUUUACUGCGCUGCCGCGGGUGUCAGCAUGCCUGCAGCACGACUUGCAGCAAAUGCUGCACGAGGUGGCGGCAGACGUGCGAGCACUGGAGGAACAGCUAUGGCACCCAACCGCAGCCUGCCACGUGUCCUCCCUCGCCCAGCUCAGGGGCGUGCCACGUGUCGCCGCCUCAGUGGCCCGCGCCAAAGCCAUUCACAGGAAGCUGAGGGCGCUAGAUGCGGCCCUGCACGCUCUGCUGGGUGACAGCUGGCGCAGCGGGAUUGGCCGGGCGGGAAGGGGAGGGAGCAGGAGGGGGAGGGGGGCCGGGGGGGCGGUGGGGAUGGGUGGAGAUGGGGAGGGAGGGGUUGAGUGUGGUGGGGCGGGGUGGGGAGCGGUGACGGACGGUGGGCUACGGAGGUCGAUUGCUCGGCUGCUGGAGGAGGCGUUGCAGCAGACGGACCCUCAGAAGACCGUCAACCAGUGGCUGCAAGAAAAGCUCGCUCCCCACACUGGCAGCACCAAUAGCAGCAGCAUGAGCGCGGAGGAAGCAGAGGAGGCACUGAGGGGCCCUGUGCUCGCCCCCUGCUCGUCCCGCCCGCCCCUGGCUGACGUCAGCAACAGCAGCGCGGCUACAGCUGGGGAGGAGGGGCAGGCGGAGCCGCUGCUACAGCUGCAGGUGCAGUACAAGGCAAGCCUCCUUCACUCGAGUGAAGAAGUCCGCUCCCUUAGAGCGUCCGGCUUCAACAUCCCGCACCACCUGCUCGCCUGCGCCCUCUCCGCCUCUGCUGCCGCCUCCUCCGCCUCCACCAUCUCCCCUCGUGCCUGCUCUUCAAACCACUUGACCCCCUGCCCUCUGCCCCUCUGCCUGUGUGCUCCCUGUGAAACCCUACUCCAUGCCCCCUCUCCCCCCACCAGGUGCAGUACAAGGCAAGCCUCCUCCAAUCAAGUGCAGUACAAAACGAGCCUACUGCACUUGAGCGAGGAGGUGCGAUUGCUGAGGUCAUCCGGAUUCCACAUCCCCCACCACCUGCUCGCCUGCGCCCUCUCCGCAUCUGCUGCCGCCUCCUCCGCCUCCACAAUCUCACGAGCGCUCGAGAGCUUUGCUGACGUCAGCGCUGGCGUCAGCAAGGGCGUGCUGCCGCUGGUGGCGGCGUCAAGAGAAGCGGUGCUGGGGAUCAUGCAGAGCGGCCAGGGCGUGGUGUGGAGGGAGGAGGACGAGGUGGACGAGUUCGCAGUGUGCCUGUGGGAUGCAGAGGAGGCAGCUUGGCCAGGGCGUGGUGGGUCAGCUACCUAUCUCAACCACUCCUUUGUCCCCCGUUGUUCCCCCCAUGCCCUCACUGCAGGCCAGGGCGUGGUGUGGGAGGAGGAGGACGAGGUGGACGAGUUCGCUGUAUGCCUGUGGGAUGCUGUAGAGGCGUUUUCAUCUGCAGUUGCUGCGGCCAAGGAGAGGCACGAUGCGGCAUGGCAGUGCCUUGAGCGGAUUCGUUCCUGUGCCUAUAAGGACCUGCCAACUCAUCUCCGCCAGCUGGCGCACGCGGUGAUCGCAGCGAUCUCCCGGCUGCCUUACCCUGCUGCCACGUCAGCUUCCACGUCAGCAGAGUGGCAGCGUGAGGUGGCUGCCACGUGGGCGGCCCCACUGAUGACGCAAGCACAGGCGGUGGUGGUGAGAGAGAUUGAGGCUGUGCUUUCACUGCAUAAGCCCUCUGGUGUAGGGAAGGAACGUGCAGGUGAGGGAGCAGACUCAGCAGGGGCAGCAGGGGCAGCAGGGGCGGCAGGGGUAGUGUUAGGGGACUUGAAGGGGGAAGAUGGGAGUGAGACUGAGUCGUUUGUGCUGCAGCUGCUGCAGGAGCAGAUGGGGAUGCUGACGCACCGAGUGACUGUGAGGGGGUCAGACGCAGGGGCGGUGAGAGUGGAAGGAGGAGGAGCGAGUGGCAGGAUGGAAGUGGAGGUACAGCCUCCUCUUUCUGAGUCUCAGCAGCGGCUGCAGGACUGUGUUCAGCUGCUGCUCGCUCCCGCUCUCUCUGCUGCUGCAGAGGCCAAUAGCGUCCUCUCCUCUGCCUCUGCUGCUUUUAUGCUCUCUCUCGCUCCCUCUGCUGUUGGAGAAUCAAGCCUCCUCCUCUCCGCCUCUGCUUACCCUCCUGCUGAUGUCACCCCCACGGCCGCUGGUAACUCCAGUGACGUCAGCAGCAACGUCAGCGCGGAUAGCUAUCACAGCACGGCGAGGGGCGGGGCUAGUGUGGGGAGUGUGUUAGUAGUGAGCUGUGUGGUUCCAGCCCGCCUGGAGGCGUGUGCGUAUGGGGUGGUGGAUGCGGUGGUUGGGGCGGCUGAGGGGUGGGUGGGCGAGUGGAGGGUGAGAGUGGCGCAGGCGGAGGGGAAGCUGGAAAGGUGCGCCCGUCCUGCUGCUGCUGUAGCUGCUGCUUCUGCUUCGGCUGCUGCUGCUGCUGCUGCUGCUGCUGCUGCUGCUGCUGCUGCUGCUGCUGCUGCCCCAGCUGCUGUUAGCGAAAGUUGCAACACCUCCCUUCCCCCGUCUUCGACUGAACUCUGGCGUUCCCUUAUGAACGAAAUUCAGCAGGUUCGGAACCAGCUGGCUGCCAAACCUGCGGUGGUUAGGUUCGGCGCAGCUGACCGAACCUCGCUCUUAGCCGUGGACGCAGGCUCAGUGAGGGAGGCACUGGUGGGUCGGUGUGAGGCUUGGAUUCGGGCGGCUGAGGAGGAUAUAGAAGGCAGGGCGGUUCGGGGAUGUAACGAGGUGAUAAAAGAGGUGCAUGUGGGGGAGGUGGGGAGGUGUAUGGAGGAGCUUGAGACGUGGUGGGACGCUGCAGCUCCUACUAGUGUGGAUUGCUCUAGGGGAAGAGCUGCUGGCGCGCUGGUGCAGUGCGCACGCUUAGUAGGGCAGCUUAAAACGAGGAUAGAGCUCGUGAGGAGAGCGAUUGGGCUGGUGGGAGGGGCGGGCAGGGAGGAGGAGGAGGAGGUGGGGAGAGUGGAGGGGAGGUUGGAGAGAGUGGUAGAAGAGGGGGAGGAGAUGCAGCGUAUGUGGCUGUUCAUUAAUAAUCUUUUGGAUGUUAUUGCCUCUGUGGAGGGGAUUAGGGUUGCGGAUUUCAACCCUGAAUCGGACUUAACCCCUCUGCACUCCGCCUUGAGCGACGUGAACCAGGAGGAGGAGGUAUUCGGGCAGCACGGUGCGUUCCGGGCAGUUCAAUCGGCUGCCCGGAAACUAAUUGCGAGCCUAGGUCUGGUGUCGAAGCUAGUUAAAGCCUCGCUGCAAGAGGCCCAUUGGAGAGCCCUCGCCCGAGCGUUGGGGUUCCAAGCCAAGGGCGGGCUCGGCGCCGGAGGUACCCUGCAGGUUCGGGAUCUGGUCCGGGCGCUGGGAGGCUUGGAGGGGCGGGCAGCGGCGGAGCAGGUGUUAUCUGCCGUCCAGGGGGAGGUGGCACUGAGACAGUUUAUGGAUAAGGUUGAAAAGGAGUGGGGCGAGCAGGAAUGGGCGUUCAAGGGGUUUAGAGACAAGUGGAAAAUCGUGGGGAAUCUGGGGGUGGUUGGGGAAAUGGUAUUGGAGCAUUUGAGUAUGCUGGGGGCAAUGAAACAGUCUCCCUUCUUCCCGCCGUUUAGAGAGGCUGUGAGGGAGUGGGAGGGGCGGCUGGGGCGGCUGAGUGAGCUGGUGGAUGCCCUAGCAGACGCGCAGUCCAAGUGGGUCCGUUUGGAAGCACUCAUGACGUCACCUGCCGUCCGGUCGAUGCUACCUGAUACACACCGCGCCUUCCACGAAGCUUCCCUCCCGUUCACGGGGUUUUUGGGGUCGCUCGCCACCCGCCCUCUUGCGAUCGACCUGGUGGGUUUGGCGGAAGAGGACGACGGUGCCGGGCGGCGAGUUUUGGCGGUUUGUGCGGAGGUGUUUGGGCGGGUGCUUUUGGAGGUUCAGGCGCAUCUGGACAAACAGAGGCGGAUGCUGCCAAGGCUGUACUUCCUGGGAGACGAUGAUCUGCUGCAGCUCAUCUCCGCAUCGCCCUCAGACCUCUCUGCAGUGCACGUGCACAUUCGAAAGCUCUUCACAGCAGUCUCGGGCAUUGAAGUAUCGGCAGUCUCUGAUACCAUUUUGCCAGAGAAGAGUACAGCAGAGGAUUUAGUAGUGACACCUUCAGGAGACGCAGGGAAGAGAGUAUUUAUCACGGCAGCUCUUUCCGACGGGGAGAGGCUCGUGCUGCACCGACCAGUGGAGCUUGUGGAAGGUUCUGCCACGUCAGCGGAUGCCACGUCAGCGGGUGCCACGUCAGCGGAAGGACAGAAGCCUGCAGGAGCCACCAAGUGGCUGCUGGAUCUCGACGUGGCGCUGCGGACGACUCUGAGCGACCUGGUAGUGUCAGCGGUCGCUGAGCUGGCUGCGUGUGACUGGCUGUUCACUGCUGGAGCUGGGAAGCAGGAGAAGAGCAAAUGGAGCGGGAAGAAGGGAAGAGCCGGCGGAGUGAGGAUGGGCGGUAGCAGCAGGAGGAACGGAGGAAGGUUCCUCGAGUGGCUGGGGAAGCUGCCUUUGCAGCCGGCGCUGCUGGCUCUACAGGUGAGCUGGACGGCACUAGUUGAAGGGAUUCUGACAGGCGAGGGAGGAGAAGGAGGAAAGGAGGGCGGAGAAGGCGGAGGGGAAGGGGUGCAAGGAAAGGGAGGGAAGGAAGCAGGGAUAGAGGCGCUGGUGCGUGGGCUGGAGGGGCUUCUGCAGUGGCUGGCUUGCGCUGUGAGGGAGAGGAGAGAGCUAGCAGGAGGGGCAGGUGGGGCAGGGAGUGCAGGCGAAACAGGGAGAGCAGCAGGGGGAGUAGGAGGGGCAGCAGGUGGCGAGGAAGGGAGGCUAAUGGAGGCGAAGUGUGAGGCGGUGAUCACUGUGCUGGUUCAUCUGCUGGAGAGCAGUAAGGCGCUGCUGGUGGAGCAACGGCAGGAGCAGGCACGAUCAGAGAAGGAGGAGGAGGAGGAGGAUAAGGAGAAUAUGGAGUGUGCAGGGCAGCAGAAGCAGAAGCAGAAGCGGAAGGAGAGGAAGCAACACGGGCUCUCUCUCUCCUCCUUUGCCUGGCGGAAAUGCCUCCGAUACUACCUCAACCCCUCCCUCCCUCCCCUCAGCCGCCUCUCUGUUCAAAUCGCAGACGCCUCUUUCACCUACGGGUUUGAAUACUCUGGCUGUACUCCCUCCCUCGUCCGCACCUCCCUCACGGACCGCUGCUUCCUCGCACUUUCCCAAGCGCUCUGGCACGGCCAGGGUAGCGCUCUGAUUGGCCCAGCCGGCACGGGGAAGACGGAGACUGUCAAGGCGCUCGGGCGGCAGCUCGGGCGGCCGGUUUUGGCGUUAUCCUGUGAUAGGAGUUUUGAUAGUGCGGCGGUGGGGCGGGUUUUGGAGGGAGUGGCGAGGCUGGGCGCGUGGGGGUGCAUGGAUGAGUUCAACCGGUUGGACGAGAGUACAAUGUCUGCAAUUUCACAACAUCUGGUGGCCAUUCAGGGCGCGCUGAGGGAGGGAAGGAGGGAGGCCGUGCUGGCUGGCACUACCGUGCCUGUCCACCCUGCUACUGGCAUAUUCGUGACGCUCAACCCACGCUAUGCAGGCAGGGACCACCUGCCUGAGAGCCUCUCUGCCCUCCUGCGGCCUCUGACAGUCGCCACCCCUGAUGCAUGCGCCAUCGCCCAUGUCACUCUGCUGUCGUGCGGAUUCUCACAUGCGGAGAGGCUGGCCGAUGCUGCAACUCGAAUCUUCCAGGAGUCUGAGGAAUGCUUGGACCCCCAGCCUCAGUACGACUUCAGUCUGAGAGCGCUCAAAGCAGCUCUGAAAUCUGCAAGGUCCAUUAUGCUGGCGCAAACAGAAUUGGAGGGGGGCGCGAGUGAGAAUGAGAGUAAGGAGAGGAAAGAGGAAGUGGAAGAAGGUGCGAUUGAGGUUGAGAGCAAGGGGAUGAGCGAGGUAGUGGAAGGGGGUGCGAUUGAGCGUGAAAAGGAAGGGAGGGAAAGUGGUAUGGAGGAGGUGUGUGAGGGAGAGAUGGAGGUGAAGGGUGAGGAGGGUAGGGAGGAGGGAUGUGUGGAAGAGGAGGAGGGGGGAAGUGUGAGAUCAGAGGAGAAAGAGGAGUUUUACGAGACAGAGGAUGGGGAGCAAGGGGUGGAUGAAGAGGGGAAGGAGGAGGUGAGGCAGGAGGAGGAGGAGGAGGAGGAGGAGGAGGAGGAGGAGGAGGAGGAGGAGGAGGAGGAGGAGGAGGAGGAGGAGGAGGAGGAGGAGGAGGAGAAGAAGGAGGAGGAGAAGGAGGAAGGGGAGGAGCCGGAGGUGAGAGAGGAGGUGUUGCAGGUGGAAGAAACAGAGGAGGGAGAAGGGGACGGAGAGGAGGACAUAGUAAAGGAGGUAAAGGAGGAGGUAGAGGAGGAGGAGGAAGAGGACGAAGGGGCCCACCGUGUGUCGAGAUGGCCGUUGGAAUCCCGAUCCCUGGUCCAGGGCAUUUUCGGCCAGCUGGCAGCCAAGCUGGCACCUGCUGACGUGGCAACCUUUCGGGAGGUGGUUUCCCGGAACCUUCCGGACGUCACUGUGGAGGAGACGGGCGAUGCUGAGCUGGCAGCGGCGGUGGAGGCCGUGUGUGAGAGGGAGGGGUACGUGGCGAGCUGUGAUUGGACGAGGAAGGUGCUGCAGAUGGCGCGGCUGAUGGGGCUGCAUCAGGGGAUCAUGCUGGUGGGCCCGCCUGCUGGGAAGACCACUGCUUGGAGAGUGCUGCGUGAAGCCUUACAGGCAUCGCAAGGUGUGCAGGUGUUGGUGACAGUGGUGGAUCCAAAGAGUCUGUCCAAGGAGGCGCUGUUUGGGAGCGUGGAGGCAACCACUCGGGAGUGGCAGGACGGCGUGUUCACCCGGGCUUUAAGGGCCGUUGUGCGGGAGUAUGAGGAGGAGAGGGAGCGGGCGGCGGCUGUCGAGGCGCAUGAGAGGGCUUUAAGGGCUGUCGUGCGGGGGUCUGAGGAGGAGAGGGAGCGGGCGACUGGAAGAGAGGAGGUGGCGGAAGGGGCGGAAGGGGGGGAACCGGAGAGUGAGAGGGAGAGGAGGGAAGGGAUGGAAGGGGAAGGGGAGCAGGGCGAUGGAGGGGAGAUGCAGCAAAGAACAGGAGGGAAUGCGGGGAGGGGCGUGGAGUGGCGGCGGCGGCACUGGUUUGUGUUUGACGGGGAGGUGGAUCCCAUUUGGAUUGAGACGCUCAACUCGCUGCUGGACGACAAUAAGGUUAUGACGUUGCCAACAGGGGAGCGCCUGCCUCUCCUCCCCCACAUGCACUGCAUAUUCGAGUGCCCCUCUCUCGCCCACGCCACUCCUGCCACCAUCUCUCACGAGCAUCUGGAGCUGCUGCCGCCCGGCCUGCCACAGCCGCUGCUACAGCCGGUGCUGGCUGUGGCUCUGGCGGCGCUACAGCCGGGCGGGCUGCUGCAGCAGGCUCUGGAGGCUGCUGCUACUGUCACAGGCGCUGGUACUGCUGCUACAGCUGUCACUGCUACAGCCGCUACAGCUGCUGCAGCUGUUGCAAGAGCCGGUUUUGCUGCAGGUUCGGCCGAGGCAGAUUCCAUUCCUUUUGAUUCCAUGCGUGCCCUUCGCUCGGUGUUCCUGUACUACUGUUACCGAACCUCGGACCUCUACCGAACCUCCAUCUCCCAAGCCACGCCUUCCAAGAGUGAUGCGCUUGAAACAGCAGGUGUGCGGAGCGGUGAAGGGGGGGUGAAGGGAGGUGCGAAUGGGUCUAUUGCGGUGGUGGGGAGAUUUACUAGGAAAGCAAUGGUAGAGGCGAUUAUGGCAGGGGUUGCAGGAGGAAUGGGUGUUACCUCUCGCUCUGCCUUUGCAGACCGAUUAGCUGGUAUUUUGGCGUCGGACGGUGAGGGAAAGAAUGAAGUGUCGUGUCGUGCCACGCCAGAGCAGCUGCUGAGCUGUUUCGCUGACGUGGCGAGCGGGCAUUGGAAGCCGUGGGAGGCUGCCCUGCCGAGAUUGGCUGAUGCUGAUGCUGCUGUUGGGGGGUGUUUCGGGGAUGAGGGGGAGGAGGAGGGAGAGGAGGAAAGUGUGGAGGAAGAGGAGAGGAGUACGAGUUACAGAAGGCACUGUCGGUAUGUCAAGCUCCCUGCUGGUGGUGCUCGUGGUGCUGGUGGUGUUGGUGUUGGUGCUGCUGGUGGGUCACACGAAACAGCAGCAGCAGCAGCAGCAGCAGCAGCAGCAGCAGCAGGAGUGGUUUCGACAUCAGCAUCAGCAUCAGCAUCAGCAGUGGCAGCAGCAGCCGCCACUUCCAGCAUCAACUGGGCGCUAGAGCCUAAGGACCCAGUACCAGCAGACGGCCGUCUGCUGCUAUUGUUAGAUGAGGUGAAUCUCCCCGCCCCUGACGCUUUUGGCACCAUCCGCAUGGCCGGCCUGCUUCGGCAGCUAGCGGAGCCGCAGCUGAUUCCGCAGGCGGCGGCGACCUGCAAUCCGGCUUCAGACGUUGGCAGGCAUGAACUACCUGUACGCCUUACAAGGCAUCUCACUGUUGCUCAUGUUCCGUUCCCAUCCGGCGCGGCUCUGAAAAGGAUCUACAGCACCUUUAUAAGGGGGAUAUUGGCCCGGUACGGGGCUGGGGUGGCAGCGGAGGCGCAGGCGGAUCCUCAGGUGGUUUCUCAGGUGGGAUCUCAGGUGGGUCCUCAGGUGGAUUCUCAGGUGGAUUCUCAGGUGGGUGCGAUCCUGGCAGCGGCGAUGGUGGAGGUGUAUGAGGCGUGUGGGGCGAGGUUCACCCGGGCAGUGCAGCAGCACUACGUGUGCAGUCCUAGGGAGCUCACCAGGUGGACUAGAGGCAUCCGAUUCGCUCUGGUGCAUGGGCAGAAAGCGGUUAAGAGGGGUACGGGGGGAACGGGAGGCGAGCGGACGGAGAAAGGGGCGGUUGAGAGGGGUGACAAGGGUGGAGUGAGUGGUAAGAGUGGUAAGGGGCGUGUGGGCGCUGGUAGUGCUGGUGGCGAUGCGAGAUUGGGCUCUGGUGGGGGGGUGACUGGAGCAACAAGUGCAAAUACAGGCGCUGGUGCUUCUAUAGGUGGUGAUGGGGAGAGCAGCUGGGCGGCAAGGCUUGUCCUGACGUGGCUGCAUGAGGGGAUGCGGAUCUGGUAUGACAGGCUGGUGGGGGAGGAAGAGAGGGAGUGGACGGCGAAGCUGCUUUUGCGGGUGGCAACAGAAAAGAUACUCCCUAUGCUCGUGCCUCUUGUAGGGAAUUCCCUUGUAACGAGUACAGGGAAUCCUGUUGCUGUUGCUGAUGGUGUUUCUGAUAGUGUUUCUGCCACGCCUUUCUCGCUACCUGCCGACCCGAGCCGGUUGGUGUUUUCGUCUCUUCUGACGGGGCGGUACGAGCCGUGCGCAGUGAGCCACCUGAAAAAGCACUUGAAGUGGGCCCUGACAGGGGAGGUCCCGGAUGCUGCAGGAGGGACAGGUGCUGGCCAGGUGAAACCAGGUGUUUCUUCAGGUGCUGGGGCAGCAGAAAAGGGCGGGGACAGGAGAGGAGGAGCAGGAAAUCGGGCAGCAGGCAGCAGAACAGGGGAGGUGGAGGAGGAAAUGGGGAGGAAGGUUUUGGAAGAAUUGGAAGAAUUGGGGGUGGAGAAGGGGGAGGAGAAUGGGAGGGAGGUGCAAGCGGGGGAGGUGGUAUUGACUGAUGAGUUUGUGUGUGCGGUGGUGAGAGCAGCGUCGGUGCUGCAGCAGCCCAUGGGGCACCUGCUGCUGCUUGGUCCUCCUGCAACUGGAAAGUCUACUGUUGCCAGAUCCGCAAUCGCUGCGACGGGAUUGGUGGAGGUGCGGGUGGCGCUGCACGCAGGAUUCGAGGAGCGCGAGCUGGACGGCCCGCUGGAGGAGGCGCUGCGGGCGGCAGGGUGCGACGGGCGGCGCGCUUGUCUUGUUCUGGAGGAGGCGCAUCUGGUGGAGAGUGCCGUCUUGGAAAGGCUCAACUCGCUUCUCACAGGGGGGGAUGUUCUUGGGCUGUUUGGAGCAGAGAAGCAGCAGGAGCUGCUGGAAGCCCUCCGGCUGGCCGGCGAGGCGGAGGGAAGCGAGGAGGCAGCAUGGGCAGCCUUCAGGAGGAGGGUCCAAUCCAACCUGCACGUGGUGCUGACGAUGACCAGCCAGGGCAGCGCGCACAUGCGACAGAGCAUGCUGGCGUCGCCAGCCCUCUUCAACCGCUGCACCGUGCUCUGGCUGCCGCCCUGGGGGGACAAGGGUCUGGCUCCGCUUGCUCGGAGUCGCCUCGCCGGUGUUUCGCUGGUUCACCCUGUCUCAGCCGCAGCCGCAGCAGCAGCAGCAGGAGGAGGAGGAGGAGCAGGAGCAGGAGCCGCAGCGGCAGGAGGAGCAAGAGGAGGAGGAGGAGAUUUGGAGCAGAGUAGUAUUUUGGCGGAUGCCGUGGGUGGUGGUUCUGGGGAAGCGAAGGAGAGGCAGGUGUUGGCGGAGCUUCUGGUGGCAAUUCAUGGCUGCGCUGUUAGUGCUGUUAGCAAGUCGCUCAAUAACAGAGCUUUCGGGAAGGCUGGGCUGGGAGGGGAGCAGCAGCAGGAGGGAAGCUUGCAGCAUUCCUUCUCCCCAGACUCUCUCAUCUCCCUCCGUUCCUUCUCGGACCUCCUCACCCACUUCCACUCCUCCGUCUCCCACUCGCACCGCCGGGCACACCGCACCUUCCAGCACCUCUCCCUGGGCCUCAGAAAGGUCACGGCCGCAGAGCACCGCGUGGUACUCCUCCGAAAACACUUGGAGCUCAAAUCGAAAGAGCUCCAAGUGAAAGAGGCUGCUGCGAACGGGAAGUUACAGCAGAUUGCGGCAGAGCAGGCGCUAGGGGAGAGACAGAGGGCGGAGGCUCAGGGGCUGAUUGCGAGGCUGGAUGAGCAGGCGAGGAGCGUGGAGAGGCAUAGGAGGGAGGCGCAGGAGAAUCUGGAGCGCGUUGAGCCGGCGGUUGAUGCGGCGAAAACGGCGGUGAAAUCGAUAAGGAAAUCCCAGCUGGACGAUUUGAAGGCCAUGCCGAAUCCACCGAGCGCGAUUAAACUGACGCUAGAAGGCGUGUGUCUGCUGCUCACGGGUUUGAAGCCCACCACGUGGCAGGGCAUUCUCUCUGUGGUGCGCCGAAACGACUUCAUCCCCUCUAUACUGGGAUGCGAUAUGGAGGCCAUUGAUCCGGUGCUGGUGCUGCGGGUGAAGAGAGAGUAUCUGGACGCACGGGUGAUCUCCUUUGAUGCUGUCAACAGGGCAAGCAAGGCAUGCGGCCCUCUCUUCUCGUGGCUGGAAGCAGCAGUGCAGUAUGGGGAGAUCAUUCGGGCCGUGCAGCCCAUGAGGGCCGAGAUGGAGCAGCUGGAGGGGGAGGCGGGCAGCAUGGCGGAAGAGCUGCAGCACGUGCAGGAGUCCAUUGGCAAUCUGGAGGAGCGCAUGGAAGCAUGCCGGGACGAGCACUCCCUCCUCCUCUCCGCCUGUGAAGCCAUGCGAGCCGACAUCCACCAAUCAAAGCUCGCCAUGCAGCGAGCCGCCAGCCUGGUAAAAGACCUGACGUACGAGCGUGACCGUUGGAUGAAGCAGCGUGAGAUGCUCAAGAGCCGGGCAGCGGCGUGCUUAGGCGACGCUUUGCUAAGAGCCGCUAGUUUGGCGUACCUGGGACCGCUGGAGCUCGCGGAAAGGCAGCGGCUUUUAGCUAAGUGGCAGGAGGUGGUGGGUUCCUGCGGGUUGAAGUUUUCGAAAGGGGGUGUGUUGAGGGGUGAGGCGGGGUUGGAUGCGGUUGGGGAGAGGGGAGGGGAGGGGGGUGAGGAGGGGUGGGGAGGGGUGGAGGAGGAUGAGGAGGUGGAGGAGGAGCGGGCGAAAUGGGAGGCGAUGGGGUUACCACAGGACGAGUAUGCGUUACAGAAUGCGGAAUCGGUGCUUAAGUGCCGGAGGGUGCCUCUACUUGUGGACCCGUCUGGAAGAAUGGUUGAAUUCCUUAGGAAUGUUCUCUCCUGCUCCGCCCCUGCUGCUACAGCCGAUUCGGCUACAGCCGGAAGCACCGAAUCCGCUACAGCCGAUUCUGUUACAUUUGAUUCUGGUGCUACAGCCGGCAAUGCUCCUGGUUUGAGUGACAGCCAGGGAUCCGCGGAAGUGAAGCAGGAAGGGGGAGUGGUCUGUGUGAGCGCACAGGAAGAGGAGAGUGUGUUGGCACGAGCAGCGGAAAAGGCACUCAGAUUCGGCCUCCCGUUGAUAAUCAGAGACGUUUCACAAAUGAGCUCUAUUCUCUCCUCCCUCCUCCUCUCCUCCCCCUCCUCCUCCUCAUCCUCCUCUCACUCCCUCCUCUCCUCUCCGCCCUCCUCGCUCUCCUCACCCACUCUCUCUCUCACUCCCUCCCUAUCCAAAAUCCGCCUGCUGAACCGAGAAAUCAACGUUUCCCCCUCCUUCCGCCUCUUCCUUACGACCGAGUCCCUUCUCCCUCCUCUCUCCCCCUCUCUCUUAUCCAAAACCGCGGUGGUAACCACCGGAAUCUCGCCCUCCUGGCUGCGUCAGCACCUGCUGAGCCGCGUGAUUGGCCGGGAGCGUGCUGACGUGGCUCAGCAGAGAGACCGGGCGGCAGCGCUGCAGGAGAGAUGCCGAAGGAGGUUGCGACAGCUGGAAGGGAGAUUGCUUGAGGUGCUGACGUCACCAGAAGAGGACGGGAAGGAAGCAGGAGGUGUGGUAACCGGGAGCGUGGCUGUCACACCUGCUCGUGCUGCUGGGAGUGGUGGUGGUACUGUCAGCAGCACCCCUCCUCCUACUUUCAGCAUGUUCAGUGGAUUAAAACGACCGGCAGGCAUGGCAGCAACACCAACACCAACAGCAGCACACACAGCAGCAGCAGCAGCAGCAGCAGUGGCAGCACAAACGCCAGUGGGAGUCUCUCUGUCUUCCCGGGCACUUGAAUCCCCGAUCCCCACGCCAGCCCCUCUCCCUCCUGUAAUGGACGACUCUACAGUCUCAAAAACUCUCGCUCAGAUUAAAAAAGACGCAGCAGCAGUCAAGGCGAAGGCUAGAGAGGUGCGGCUGGUAAUGAGACAAGUUGACACCGUCCGGACGCUGUAUGCGCCGCUGGCGGACGUUGGUGCGGCGGCGUUUUUCGUCCUUUCUGGGGCGGCUGCCGCCCUGCAGCAGCCGCUGUACAGAUUCUCGCUGGAUUUCUUCCUGCGGGCGUUUGACGAUGCGAUUUUGGCUGCUAGUGGUGUAUUGGGUGGAAAAUCAGCAGCAGAAGCAACAGUAACAGCAACAGUAGCAGCAACAGCAGUAGGACAGGCAGAUAGUGCAGUGGCUGUGAAGCCAAGAGUGCGGCAGUUGGUGGCAGCAGUACUGAGUGAGCUUAUAACGAGGACAGCAGAGGCAACAGAGUACCGGCACCACCUGCCUGUGGCUCUUGCCCUAUCCCGCUGCGCCAGGCUGGCAGAUGACGUGGACUGGGUAGGCUUGGCUACAACCGUCUCUGCAAAAUAUGCUACAGGGCUGGCUAUUGAAAGUGAUGCUUCAUCUGAUGCUACAGCCUCUGCUAAAUCUGCAGAAACAGGCAGAGCAGCAGGGGAGAUUGAAGCUGCUGUGAAAGAGGAGCUGCAGCGUGCGACUGCUGGGACAGCUUAUAGCGAGUAUGAGGCCAGGAGGAGUGCUGCAAUGGAGGCAGUGGUUGGGUUCGUGGAGUCAAUGGCAGUCAACGCUGGUCAAACGGACAUUGCUGGUAGGCAACUGGUGGAGGCAGUUAUCAGACCUAGGGUUGUAGCAGUGGCUAUGGGAUCAGACGAUGCAGUGGCAGAAGCACAGAGGGCGGUGGAAGGAGGGGCGAGGGAGGGGCGGUGGGUGGUGCUAUGCAAUGCCCACCUGGCCCUAUCAGUGCCCAGGCACGCUGCGUGGCUGCAGCUGCUGCUCAACUCGUUACAGUCACGCGCUCUGUCGGUGCCACUGCAUCGUGAUUUCCGGCUGGUGCUGACGGUGGAAGCAGCGGGGGCGGCUGUGAGGCUGAUGCCUCCCAAGCUGGUGGAGGCGUGUGACGUUCUGGUCAUGGAGGCACCGGCAGGAGUCAAGGGCAGCAUGCAGAGAUCUCUGGAUUCCAUUCUCUCGCUCUCGGCCAGAGGUAGCAGCCAGUGGAGCGAGCAGCAGGGAAAGAGAAACCCGGAGGAAGAAGCAGAGAGGGGCAGCGGGCGGAGUGGGGUUGCUGUGGAAAAGAGGCGGCAGGGGAAGCAGCAGCAGCAGAUGCUGCAAGUGCGAGGGGGAGAUGAGCAGGAGGAGGGGGAGGAGAGGCAGAGGCGGAGGCAGAUGCUGCGGGUGCGAGUGGGAAUGGCAUGGGUUCAUGCAGUGCUGCAGGAGCGAGUGCACUACGUGCCCCGGGGGUGGCUGUGCCCUUACACCUUCAUGGAUCAUGUAAUGGGUGCAUGCGGUGCUAUAGGAGGAAAUGCACUAUGUGCCCCGGGGGUGGCUGUGCCCUUCACCCUUUGUCACCCUUUGUCAUCCCCUCCCACCCCUUCCCACCCCUUCAAGGAUCUCACCUGGGCGCUCUCCCUGCUCCAAGCCAGGCAAGCAGACAGCCCUGUCAACCUGACGCCCCUCAACUGCCUACCAGCAGUGCGAACCCUGCUACUCGACAUAGCCUAUGUACUCAAGAUGGAGUCCCCUGCAGACCACCACUUGAUUUUACACCUUGUCACCGAUUCUCACCUCUUCUCGCCGUUUCCCACCCCUUUCCACCCUUUUCCACACCUACAGGACCUCACUUGGGCUCUAUCCCUGCUGCAGGCAUGGCAAGCAGACAGCCCCACCAGCCUAACACCCGUCAACUGCCUGCCAGCAGUGCAAACGCUCCUCCUAGACAUUGCCUACGGGCUCAAGAUGGAGUCCCCUGCAGACCAUGCCACUCUCUCUCGCAUCGUCUCGCAUGUGUUUGGCGAUCCCAAGGCGUUUUUCGCGCCACGAUUCGCCCUCUCUCUCGCUCCUGCUGCUCCUGGUGGUGGUGCGGCUGCUGGUGAUGCGGUAAUCAGCGUGUCGGCGUUACUCAACUUACUGGAUGAGGACAGUGAGGAGGCGUAUACCAGCUGGGUCCAAUCACUGCCUGCCACAUGUCCACCUGAGUGGCUGGGGCUGAAGGCUGGGGAGGAUAGUGUUAGCAAGGGCUGUAGCGGCAACAGCAAGGGCUGUAGCGGCAGCAGCAGGGCAGCAGGGCAGCAGAGCGCAUGGCGCGCAGCAGGGCUGCAGGACGCGCGGGGCGCGCAGGGCACGCAGGGCAGCAGGACAGCAAGGCGCGCGGGGCGCGCAUGGCUGCAGGGCGCGCGGGGCGCACAGGGCAGCAGGGCAGCAGGGCGCACAGGGCUGCAGGGCAGCAGGGCGCACAGGGCUGCAGGGCAGCAGGGCGCGCGGGGCGCACAGGGCUGCAGGGCGCGCGGGGCGCACAGGGCAGCAGGGCAGCAGGGCGCGCAGGGGAUGGAGGAGAAAGGGGGGGCGGGGGGGGGCUAG